Messenger RNA from Ogataea angusta, 1035 nucleotides. RefSeq lists its product as uncharacterized. Gene Ontology annotation, biological process: purine ribonucleoside salvage. The record is from RefSeq and is a predicted model, not a curated record. Gene Ontology annotation, cellular component: nucleus; cytosol. Lineage: Eukaryota; Fungi; Ascomycota; Pichiomycetes; Pichiales; Pichiaceae. The transcript has a single exon. Gene Ontology annotation, molecular function: adenosine kinase activity. The coding region runs from base 1 to 1035 and encodes 344 amino acids.
AUGGCUUUCGAUCUUGUUUGUUUGGGGAACCCACUGCUCGAUUUGCAGGUGAAUGUUGAGAAAGCGUACCUCGACAGGUACGGUCUCAAGGAAAAUGACGCUAUUUUGGCCGAGGAAAAGCACAUGCCAAUCUUCGACGAGGCCCUUGCCCGUCCCGAUGUGCGUCUGAUCGCUGGAGGUGCCGCCCAGAACACCGCCAGAGGCGCCCAGUACAUUCUGCCAGCCAACUCUGUGCUCUACUUUGGCUCUGUUGGAAAGGACAAGUACGCCGACAAACUCAUCGAGGCCAACAAAUCCGUUGGGCUCACCACCGCCUACAUGGUGCAAGACGACGUCGCCACCGGCAAGUGUGCUGCUUUGAUCAAUGGCACCAACAGAUCGCUGGUCACCGAUCUAGGUGCUGCUAACCAUUUCAAGCCAUCGCAUCUGGAGAAGCCAGAAAACUGGGAGCACGUGAAAAAGGCAAAGGCUUUCUACGUCGGCGGCUUCCACCUGACUGUUUCUCCAGAGGCCAUCGAGCUGCUUGGAAAACACGCUGCCGAGGAGAACAAGCCGUUCGUGCUCAACUUCUCUGCUCCGUUCAUUCCCCAGUUCUUCAAAGACCCACUGGCUCGCGUCCUGCCGUACGUUGAUUACGUCAUCUGCAACGAGUCGGAGGCCGCUGCGUUUGCGGAAGCCAACGGUCUUGACGCCUCUGAUCUGGUCUCUGUUGCCAAGUGGAUUGCCAAAUCGGCCAAACUCAACGUCAAGAGGCCGCGCACCGUUGUCUUCACGCAGGGAACCGACCCCACCUUGGUCGUCGUCCACGAGAACGGCGACUUUGCCGUGAAGGAGUACCCGGUGCAUGCGUUGGAGGCCUCGAAAGUGACCGACACCAACGGCGCAGGUGAUGCGUUUGCUGCUGGUUUUGUCGCUGGCUUGGUCCAGGGCAAGGAUCUUGCUACCUCCGUUGACAUGGGGCACUGGCUGGCUAAGCUGUCGAUCCAGGAGAUUGGUCCAUCUUUCCCAUUUCCUAAGCAAACGUACGGUAAUUAG